Molecule: messenger RNA, 1865 nt
Organism: Salvelinus sp. IW2-2015
Lineage: Eukaryota; Metazoa; Chordata; Actinopteri; Salmoniformes; Salmonidae
Source: RefSeq, a predicted model, not a curated record
CGCAAUUUGGUGGUAGGGAGGGGACCCAAGCAACAGCAGUGGUAGAAAGAGGAGGAAGCAGGGAUGGCAGUGUCACACCUCUGAAGCAUUCAAAAGCCCAAAGGAUGAGAACCUCUGACCUUUCUAGUCUGAACUGGCUUCAAACCGAACUGAGGGGAAUCGUCUACAGUUCAAAACUAGGUGGCCCAUGGCUGCCACCACCACUCCUGUCAAGUCACAGCUUCAAAGGAUUUACUCCCCUAUGGCGUUCUGAGAAACGAAAAAGAGAAAAGACACCGCUUGGAUCACAGGGAUUUAUUGGUGAAGUAAAUGUAUAGGCCUACACAGGUAUGUAUCAGCUGGUGUGUUUAUAAAGGUCGUCUCCUAAUCUUAUCCCUCUCCACGCCUACUUGUGGUUGACUGCUUUUUUGAGGGAAAACUCCAAACGAACCAAGGAGAGUGACAGUUGGGGUGUUGCGGUCCAUGAGAGACUCCGCAGGGGGACCGACAAUCACGUCGACGCCAUGAGUAGUACUUUAGGUAACAAAGACAAAGACUGGAGAGAAAGGACCUGAAAGGAGGUCCGACAGGAGGGAAAGACCAAGGCCAAAGGGAAAGAUGCCAAAGAAGGAAAGAAGGAUGCAGGUUCCGCGUCGCCCGCCGUCGCCUUCUCCGUGGACAACACGAUAAAGAGGCCCAACCCGGCGCGGACGCGCAAGAAGUCCAGCAACGCCGAGGUGAUCAAAGAGGCUAACAAGUGCCGUGAGGAGAACUCCAUGCGUCUGGACCUGUCCAAGCGUUCCACCAUGUUACCCACCUCCAUCAAGGAACUCACCCAGCUGGCAGAGCUCUACCUGUACAGCAACAAGCUCCAAGCCUCCCUCAGAAGUGCUGCCUGUCCUGCCUGUCACUUAGCCUUGAGUGAGAACUCCCUAACCAGCCUAUCAGAGUCCUUGGACUCCCAGAAGUUGAGGAUGCUGGUACCUGAGGCAAACAAACAGGAGAUACCGGCUGGUGGUUUCCGGUGACGUCGGCUGACCACACUGUACCUGGUAGACAUCCGGAACCUGGCGAAGUUGACCAUUCACAUCGUGAGAAAGAUCAAACAGCUGCCUGCCGAAUAAGGGGAGCUCUGUAACCUCAUCACCUGGACGUAGCCGCAUAACCAGCUGGAACACCUACCAAGGAGAUCGGCAACUGCACCCAGAUCACCAAACCUGGACCUACAGCACAACGAGCUACUGGAGCUACCAGAAACUAUAGGUAACUUGUCAAGCAUAAACCGGCUUGGGUCUGCGGUACAACCGGUUUGUCAGCCAUCCUCCAGGUCUGCUAGCCAAGUGGACAGAGAACUGGAAGAGCACAUAGAAAACAACAACAUCUCCGUGUUACCAGAAGGUCUCCUGUCUAGUCUGGUGAAUCUGACCAGUCUAACCUAGCGAGGAACUGUUUCAGUCCUAGCCGGUGGGAAGGACCCUCCCAGUUUCUCCACCAUCUACUCUCUCAACAUGGAGCACAACCGCAUCAACAAGAUCCCCUUUGGAAUCUUCUCCAGGGCCAAAGUCCUCAGCAAACUCAACAUGAAGGACAACCAGUUGACGUCUCUGCCUCUAGACUUUGGCACGUGGACCAGUAUGGAUGGAGCUAAUCUGGCCACCAAUCAGCUGACAAAACCAGAGGACAUCUGCGGUCUCGUUUCGCUUGAGGUCUUGAUAUUUGUCCAACAAUCUUCUAAGAAGUUUGCACAUGGUAUUUGGCAACCUGAGGAAACUCGGGAGCUCGACUUGGAGGAGACAAAGUUGGACUCGCUCCCGAAUGAAAUAGCUUACCUGAAAGAUUUACAGGUUUGAUACUAUUCAGCUGUUUCCCUACACUGUCACGUAAGC